Messenger RNA from Knipowitschia caucasica, 2070 nucleotides. The record is from the annotation of a GenBank genome assembly. NCBI's taxonomy places the organism in Eukaryota, Metazoa, Chordata, Actinopteri, Gobiiformes, Gobiidae.
AUGUUGGGGGAGGGCGUGUCUGUGCUCAGGGGGGGCGUGUCUGUGGUCAGGGGGGGCGUGUCUGUGGUCAGGGGGGCUUGUCUGUGGCCAGGGGGCGUGUCUGUGAGGGGCGUGUCUGUGGUCGGGGGGGCGUGUCUGUGGUCAGGGGGGGCGUGUCUGUGGUCAGAGGGGCGUGUCUGUGGACAGGGGGGCAUGUCUGUGGGGGCGUGUCUGUGGUCAGAGGGGUGUGUCUGUGGUCAGAGGGGGGCGUGUCUGUGGUCAGGGGGGGCGUGUCUGUGGUCAGAGGGGCGUGUCUGUGGUUGGGGGGGCGUGUCUGUGGUCAGAGGGGCGUGUCUGUGGUCAGAGGGGCGUGUCUAUGGUAAGAGGGGCGUGUCUGUGCUCAGGGGGCGUGUCUGUGGUCAGAGGGGUGUGUCUGUGGUCAGAGGGGGGCGUGUCUGUGGUCAGGGGGGGCGUGUCUGUGGUCAGAGGGGCGUGUCUGUGGUUGGGGGGGGCGUGUCUGUGGUCAGAGGGGCGUGUCUGUGGUCAGAGGGGCGUGUCUGUGGUCAGAGGGGGGCAUGUCUGUGGUCAGAGGGGGGCGUGUCUGUGGUCAGAGGGGCGUGUCUGUGGUCAGAGGGGGGCGUGUCUGUGGUCAGAGGGGCGUGUCUGUGGUCAGAGGGGCGUGUCUGUGGUCAGAGGGGCGUGUCUGUGGUCAGAGGGGGGCGUGUCUGUGGUCAGAGGGGCGUGUCUGUAGUCGGGGGGGACGUGUCUGGUCAGGGGGGCGUGUCUGUGGUCAGGGGGGCGUGUCUGUGGUCAGAGGGGCGUGUCUGUGAGGGGGGCGUGUCUGGGGUCAGAGGGGCGUGUCUGUGGUCAGAGGGGCGUGUCUGUGGUCAGAGGGGCGUGUAUAUGGUCAGAGGCGCGUGUCUGUGGUCAGAGGGGCGUGUCUGUGGUCAGGGGGGGCGUGUCUGUGGUCAGGGGGGGCGUGUCUGUGGUCAGGGGGGCGUGUCUGUGGUCAGGGGGGGCGUGUCUGUUGUCAGGGGGGGCGUGUCUGUGGUCAGAGGGGGCGUGUCUGUGGUCAGGGGGGGCGUGUCUGUGGUCAGAGGGGGCGUGUCUGUGGUCAGAGGGGCGUGUCUGUGGUCAGAGGGAGGCGCGUCUAUGGUCAGAGGGGCGUGUCUAUGGUCAGAGGGAGGCGUGUCUAUGGUCAGAGGGGGGCGUGUCUAUGGUCAGAGGGGGGCGUGUCUAUGGUCAGAGGGGGGCGUGUCUAUUUUCAGAGGGGGGUGUGUCUGUGGUCAGAGGGGCGUGUCUGUGGUCAGAGGGGCGUGUCUGUGGUCAGAGGGGGGCGUGUCUGUGAGGGGCGUGUCUGUGGUCAGAGGGGGGCGUGUCUGUGGUCAGAGGGGCGUGUCUGUGGUCAGAGGGGCGUGUAUAUGGUCAGAGGGGGGCGUGCCUGUGGUCAGAGGGGGGCGUGUCUGUGGUCAGAGGGGCGUGUCUGUGGUCAGAGGGGGCGUAGGGGGCGUGUCUGUGGUCAGAGGGGGGCGUGUCUGUGGUCAGAGGGGCGUGUCUUUGGUCAGAGGGGCGUGUCUAUGGUCAGAGGGGGGCGUGUCUGUGGUCAGAGGGGGCGUGUCUGUGGUCAGAGGGGGGCGUGUCUGUGGGUCCGAGGGGCGUGUCUGUGAUCAGAGGGGCGUGUCUAUGGUCAGAGGGGGGCGUGUCUGUGGUCAGAGGGGCGUGUCUGUGGUCAGAGGGGCGUGUCUGUGGUCAGAGGGGCGUAGGGGCGUGUCUAUGGUCAGAGGGGCGUGUCUGUGGUCAGAGGGGGGCGUGUCUGUGGUUGGGCAGUCUCACCACUUUCUUCCUCAGACUGUGUUUGUCCUUCUUGGCUGUGGUGUAGUGCAGCGGGGGGUGCUCCAGGAUCACUUCCUGUCUAUGGCAGCCAUUUUCUCUGGGGGCGCAGGGACCAACAUCAUCAGUCUGCACCGUCGGCCCCUUUCUCACCAGAACUUAUCAGCCCAGACCAGACCAGACCAGACUGGGACCAAGAAACCCUCUGCUUCAGUGGUGACAGUGACCGUUGUUGUUCCAAUGGAGCUUAACCUGAACUAA